GGCACGGACGGAACAGGCACACGACGCGUUCACCAUCACGGAACCCACGCCACACCAGCAUGGCUGUCCCUCACAACAUAACAUAACAUCUACACCCCCUCGGAGAACGUCCCUUGUCCAUUUUUGUUUCAUACCUCACUCACUUCACCCCCUUCAGUACGCCAACGAUACUUCAUGUUAUUUUCUCAGUCGCCCGCUCCAAGCCGAGCAUACACACUCAUUCGUAUCCGACUUCACAGCAUUAUUGCCGCCUGCCCCUGUAUCUGUAUCAUGAACCCGUCCUUCUUCACUCAUACUGCCGUCAUCCACCCUGCCACCCUUCCCCACCCUUCCUCAUGUAAACCCAUGCUCGCCGUCACGCUCAUCACCCAUGCCCUCGACAAGCGAUAUCCGGAUGCGCUGGUAGUCGAGCCUCAACCCACCGUGACCGAGACACUUUUCUUGUACGAGCAAACGUCUGUUGCCUCUUCGACGCGCAGCAAAGACACAGACGCGAGCUUCAUGUCUCUCAUCCCCUGCGGUCCCCUCACCACCACCACCACCACCACCACCACCACCACCCUCCCAAAGAACCACCUCGAGGUUACAAGCAGGUGGCGUGCCUCCAUCACGCGACGGCCCCAUGAUGCAUCCAGCCGACUUUCUCUUCCUACCCCUCAGUCCCAGAUCUUGUCCGGGCAGACAGCUUGGAGUCACUGAUGACGGUCGAGAGGGUCCGGCAAAGGGAGGGGGGGUCAGGGGAUGGGAGAGAUGGGCAAAAUGCGGUCAGCCGCGUCAAAACAGUGUGGUUAUAAUACCACUCUGUACCUCCUCGAGUCUAUUCCCUCACGCCCAC
Molecule: messenger RNA, 835 nt
Organism: Colletotrichum navitas
Lineage: Eukaryota; Fungi; Ascomycota; Sordariomycetes; Glomerellales; Glomerellaceae
Exons: 1
Coding region: 175-699 (174 amino acids)
Source: RefSeq, a predicted model, not a curated record